AUGGCCACGGGCCCAAAUACGGAUGGCAUGUCCGCCUUCUCCGUCGACGGUCGCCUCGAAACGGACAACGGCGUUUCCGUCCUCACCCACACCUCGCUUGAUACGACCCAUAUCAUCGCAUCGGUCGGUGAUGCUGGCGCGGGCGCCACAGCCGUCUUCAUCGGCACGACGCGCGAUUCAUUCAAAGGGAAGGUGGUCACCAGGCUCGACUACCAGGCGUACACAAAGCUCGCACUCAAGACAAUGGACGAUAUCUUAGCCGCAACGCGCAGAUCCAUCCCUGUGCUACACACCGCUGUGUAUCAUCGCCUUGGCACCGUACCCGUCGGCGAGCCAUCCAUCGUCAUCGCCGUAUCAUCCCCGCAUAGAAAAGAGGCUUUCGAUGCCUGUGAGAUGGUCCUGGAGGAUGUCAAGGCGCGAGCACAGAUAUGGAAGCGCGAGUUCUAUGAGGACGAACCAGACGAUGCGGCGGAGUGGAAAGAGAAUCACUAG
Messenger RNA from Peniophora sp. CBMAI 1063, 492 nucleotides. NCBI's taxonomy places the organism in Eukaryota, Fungi, Basidiomycota, Agaricomycetes, Russulales, Peniophoraceae. The record is from the annotation of a GenBank genome assembly.